Thermothelomyces thermophilus ATCC 42464 is the source of this 1186-nucleotide messenger RNA. RefSeq lists its product as uncharacterized. NCBI's taxonomy places the organism in Eukaryota, Fungi, Ascomycota, Sordariomycetes, Sordariales, Chaetomiaceae. Gene Ontology annotation, cellular component: cytoplasm. The record is from RefSeq and is a predicted model, not a curated record. Gene Ontology annotation, biological process: protein modification process. Gene Ontology annotation, molecular function: protein-L-isoaspartate (D-aspartate) O-methyltransferase activity. The transcript is spliced from 2 exons. The coding region runs from base 291 to 1007 and encodes 238 amino acids.
AGACGAUCACGAUAGUUCCGUCUGUUGGGGUUUAGUCCUCACUGAGCUUUUCAUUCUCGCACAACACAUCAACGCCUGGCUUCUUUCCCCGUCUUUACCAUUUCGGCUCUCUGCGCACUCAUCGCGAUAACACACAAACAACACUGGCCAACCGAAAGCUAAUCCUGCCCCUAAUCCUAGGAAGCCUCCCGCUUUCGCGCCUGUGCAGCUUUAGAGCGGGUACUCUUCCCACGCCGACUUCGGCUUUUCACACUUGCCCAUCCCUACCGGCUCAGCAUCCCAUCGUCAAUAUGGCCUGGCGCAGCUCGGGUGCGUCUAACAGGGACCUAAUCGAGAAUCUCUGGCGGAACAGGCUCAUUACCCACCCCGAAGUGAAAGAAGCCUUCCUCAAAGUCGACCGCGCGCACUACGCGCCAUCGUUUCCUUAUGACGACUCGCCCCAGCCCAUCGGCCACAGCGCCACCAUCUCGGCACCGCACAUGCACGCGUCCGCGGUAGAGCACCUGCUGCCGUACCUGGUGCCGUCCUCGUCGUCGCCCGAGCGGCCGGCCCCGCGCGUGCUGGACAUCGGGUCCGGGUCCGGGUACCUGACGGCGGUGAUGGCGGAGCUGGUCGGGGAGCGCGGGGUGGUGGUCGGGGUGGAGCACAUCAACGCCCUGCGGGAGCUCGGGGAGCGCAACGUGGCCAAGUCGGAGCGGGGCCGGGAGCUGCUGCAGAGCGGCCGGAUCCGCUUCCGGGUCGGGGACGGCCGGAAGGGCUGGGUGGAACCCGGCGAGGAAGCGGCCAAGUGGGACGCGAUCCACGUCGGCGCCGCCGCCGCCGAGGUCCACGCCAGCCUGCUCGACCAGCUCAACGCGCCCGGCCGCAUGUUCAUCCCCGUCGACGACGACGGCGGCGGCUGGAGCCAGCACGUCUGGUGCGUGGACAAGGACGAGAAGGGCGAGGUGACCAGGAAGAAGCUGUUUGGGGUCCGCUAUGUCCCGUUGACGGACGCACCGAAGGAGUGAGGCGUGCCGUUCAGGAGGACGGCGGCGGAAGGUGGAGAGAAAAAGGGAGUAAGACAGACGGUCGCCAGGUCUCAUUCUUGGGAGGGUUGGUUGGUUGAGCUGGUGUGGAUCUUCUACCUAGGUGCUCUGUAAACUUUAUUUAAUAAUACUUCGAGGGCGUUGACGCCACUAGCAUGACG